ACGUGAACGUGCGUGGUUUGCUACAUUGGACACGGUUGACGUACUCUUUGUCCUUUGCUGGGCCACCCUGCGUUACCGAAGGAUCUGGAUCGAUGGCCGCCAACAUCAGACAACUGCUCGACAUGAGGCAGCGCGCCGUGGAUCCGGUAUCGGACCGGAGACUGUUUUGCAAGGCUCACGCCCACUCCUCCAUGGUGGAGAGAUUGGGUCACGCCACAGAGCUUGAGGGUCACAGGGGGUGUGUCAACUGCUUGGAAUGGAACAGUGAUGGCAGUUUACUGGCGUCUGGCUCAGAUGACUUGACUGCAAUUGUGUGGGACCCUCUCGCUAAGAAGCAAUUAGCAUCUCUUCCAACAGGGCACACAGGGAAUAUCUUCUCUGUCAAGUUUGUGCCAUUCUCAGGAGACAAUCAGUUGCUUACUGGAGCCGAGGACAAGGAGGUGCGGCUUCAUGACAUCACUUCCAUGGAAACCACCAGAGUGAGUUACAGUUGCACU
This is a messenger RNA of Geodia barretti, 497 nucleotides long. The record is from the annotation of a GenBank genome assembly. Lineage: Eukaryota; Metazoa; Porifera; Demospongiae; Tetractinellida; Geodiidae.